Lacerta agilis (Sand lizard) is the source of this 1494-nucleotide messenger RNA. It is a transcript of the gene LBH, whose product is annotated as LBH regulator of WNT signaling pathway. Bases 246 to 560 code for a protein of 104 amino acids. Gene Ontology annotation, cellular component: nucleus. The record is from RefSeq and is a predicted model, not a curated record. The transcript is spliced from 3 exons. Lineage: Eukaryota; Metazoa; Chordata; Lepidosauria; Squamata; Lacertidae. Gene Ontology annotation, biological process: positive regulation of DNA-templated transcription.
UUGCGCGAGUCAGCCUUGCAGAGAAAGUCCAGCGUAGUUUCCUCUUGUGCGCGUGGGUUACCAGCGCUGCUCAGCUGUUCCUACCCCCUUCCUUGUCCAAGCGGGCGCUCUCCCCUCGGUGCAAAUCGCCUGGUGGUGGCCGCUCUUCCUUAGCGAGGCCAGCCCGUUCCUCCUUUCCGGCUCUGCCCCCCCCCCCCUGUGCUCAGAUACAAAGGACGUUGGGUCAGCCUCUUGGUUAGGACUUCAUGUCUGUAUUUUUCCCCAUUCACUGUUCUGAUUAUCUGAGAUCAGCUGACAUGACUGAGGUGAUGAGCGCUCCAUCUAUGGAUGAGAUUGGCUUAAGCCCCCGCAAGGAUGGCCUAUCAUACCAGAUUUUCCCUGACCCUUCAGACUACGAUCGUUAUUGCAAGCUGAAGGACCGUCUCCCUUCCAUUGUUGUUGAGCCAACAGAAGGAGAUGUGGAGAGCGGGGAGCUAAGAUGGCCGCCUGAGGAGUUCCUGGUCCAGGAACAAGAGGAAGAAAACUGUGACGAAGCAAAGAAAGAGAGCAAGGAGCAAUAGAGUCUUCUGUACGACUUAAGAUGCCACGUCAUCUUGAGGGGGGAAGAGAACCACAACUGUUUUGAAAAGUCUUUUUUUCUACAAAAGACAUUCAGAUUUUGCACCUGCAAAAAGAUCUUAGUUUUUUCAUAUUCUCUAUUGAGAACUGAAGCGCUUGACAUGACAAUCUCCCAAAUGAAAGUAAGGAAGGCAGUUGUGCCGUAGUGGAAGGGGGACGGCUGCUCUUCUCAAGAUGGCUGUUGAAUUUUGUUAAGGUUAUCUAGGGGUAGCCGUGAAAUUGCCGGGCGCUUUGGUGGAGGAUCAGAUGGGCAGGAAACAUGCUUUUUUUCUGAAGAGUGUGGGGUGGAAGAAAUGACUGCAGAUGUUUAAAAUGCAGCUGCCUCUGGCUAUAAAAGCAUGAGACUAGUAUUCAUCUCUCAAAACUUUGCCUUCUUACAGUGCUUUGGUUUUUGUUUUUUUGGGUGUGUAUGUGUGUGUGUGUGUUGUGGGUUGAGAGGUAUGAUAACACGCCACUGAAAUGCUCCAAUGACAGUAGAGUAUGGCAGGUCUUUCCUGCUGAACAUCGUAGAGGAGCAACAGAUCAAUAACAUUACCCUGUUCAGUAUCUUUUCUCUCUUAAGUCCCACACCCUGUUGGGAAUGUUGGUGCUUGGCACUUGCCAGCCCAGUCCAUUGCAGACAAAAGCCAUCUUCGCCUUCUCCCCCCUCCCAGACCCCUCUUAAAAUAUGCACCUAAAUUCUAACCCGAAUGGGUCUUGUGACCGUGAUAAAGGUAUUGACUGACUUACAUUUAAAUCUUACAGUGGUGAAUCUUGUUUUCAUUGGCACAGUGCUGAUGACUUUACAAAAUGGUCCUUUGCCACUUUCCUGCAAUAGUUUGUUUAUCCUGCACACGGUAACAAACAGGAGGUUGAGUUUGAUUUUCCUUUCUUUUU